GUUACAGCUCAUUGGUCCAGCGAGCGCUCGCUCCAUUGUCGAGAAAACGUGAGCACUGGAAGAAGGAGAAGACGAACCACUUACCCUUCAGACAGAUUCGGGAACAAGUCUCGAAAAAGACAGAUAGACAUAUAAACGCUUCACAAUUGGUUUUAUUUACCAAACAAAGCAAGGUAGAGCAUAAACACUAGUCUAGCAUUCACUUCUAUUGAAACCAUUGGGUCUGCAUCUUUGACAAUCAACAAGGGAAUAUUGUUACGUCUUUAGAUGCAAUAUUUUUGUGAAUCUGUGAUUAACAAAUUAUUUGUUAUUGCAUCUUUGGAGUACAUCCUUCGGAAUCGCCUGAUGCAUUGAGCAUCAUCAAUGAACAUGUUUUCUCAAGGACAAGUACUGUAAUAACACUGGACAGUGCAAAGUCAGAUGACCUUUGGAUUCAUGAUCUAUAUAUGUGAGAUUUUCGGGAUCUCCUUCUCCUUAGAGAGGUACAGCUUUCAUAUCUACCACUGAUCCAUUGAUCUACAUCGGCCCAAAAGUAAGCCAGCUAUUGCCUUCCGGAAGCGGAAGCCCUGAACUUUUAAAUUCUUUUUCAUCUUGUCUAUUUGAGCGUAAUAAUCAUCAACAUAUAACAUGAAGAUAGAAGAGGGAUAAACGACAUUUAAUCAUUUGAAGGAGGUGGCUGAACGUCGAUCACUUUACGUCUAGGAUAUUGUUGAAAAAUCCAAACUGAAUAAAGAAGAGAAGCAAUCCAAUUUUGCGAAGAUAAGAAAUUAUUUGUAUGAUACAUUAAUCAUUUAACCUGCAGAUAACUCCAGCUACAGAUUUAUUUCUAUACGAUAUAUUGCAACUGACCAAGGUGUCGUUUUUAGUUCUUCAACUUCGUGUGAUAACUGCUAGGAAUGGCGACUCUAAUUUGGACCCUUUUCCUAGCAUGGAUUCCACUCCUGUGUUUCUGUAACUGCAUAUCGCAUGCUUACGAGAAUACUUUUCUCAGUCAUGAAGAGUUGAGGAAUUACAUUGGAAAGGAGGACAAGAUUGUAGGCUAUCAUAUAGCCCAGCCAAAAGAGAUAGGUGCAUCAUCUAGGAGUAGACGCUCCACCACAGACACAGAGCAGACGACCCAACAUCAUCACGAAAAUGCGCGCCAAUUCGAAUUUGAUGCUUUCGACACAACAUACCACGUGGUUGUCGAUUCGGCAAAGGGGUUAGUGAAAGAGGGGCUAGAAGCUGAGUUUGUCGGUUCGGACGGCAGGGUGACGCAUUCGGAACCCGUCCACACGGAGUGUCUCUACCAGGGCGAGUUGGUAUUCCCUGCGGAAUUCAAUGGCGGCAAUUCGAACGCCGCGCUCAGUCUCUGUAGCGGUCUGACUGGAGUGAUAAGCACGCCAGAGUAUGAUCUUGUAAUCAGACCCCUCCAUGAGCACCACGCCCAAAGGUUCCGCAGAGAAGCCGAGAUGAGAGUCCCUGAAGACGACACAUCGUUUGCGAGAAAUGCCGCGAGGUCAUUAUCAUCUGAUCCACUCCACAUCGUUAUCAAACGCGACGCGCAGUACCCGGACGACCGCGACACCGAAAGCGGGAACGACACAUUGGUUGCAGGGGAUGACGACGAUAUGCAAGAAGAGCACUUUUGUGGACUUGAUUCAAGAUACUUUGACACAUUAUUCAAUCAUACAACACCGAUGCAAUCACAAGCAAGGGCGGGUUACACAGGACGAAAAAAGCGAGACACGGAAAGAAAAAGGCGGGAAACAGAUGGCGCUAAAGCGAUGGAAAUGUUGGUGGUUGCGGACAAUCAGAUGCGACUAUUCUACGGACCAGACGUGGCGAAUUAUACACUUAUCCUGAUGAACAUAGCAGCCGGCAGGUUCCGGCAUGAAUCGCUCGGGAGAGGGCUUUACUUUCAUAUUGUGAAGCUUAUGGUUAUGACCUCUGACUCAAUUACUACUGAAGAUGGCGCAACGCUGAAUUCGGUACCGGACGGUGAGCUGACUCUGAGUAGCUUCUGUUCAUACCAAUAUCACACAAACCAGCUCGAUGACGACCACCCGGACCAUUAUGACAAUGCCGUAUUCAUCACAAGACACGACAUUGAACUGAAGCAGAAUAAAUACUUGCUUGGUAUUGCCAAUCUGAGAGGCGCAUGCUCAGCCACUCACCAGUGCUCAGUAAAUGAAGAUAACGGCCCAUCGUCUGGUCUUAUCAUCGCUCAUGAGAUCGGUCACACAGUUGGAAUGCUUCAUGACACAGACACGGGUUGCUCUGGCGGGACCAACAUCAUGUCAUCGAGUCGUAUUGGUGGGACUGGCUCAUAUCUCUGGUCGGAGUGCAGUCGGGAGCAAUUGGACGCUUUUCUAAGGUAUCCGACCAUCACCUGCUUGGACGACAUUCCGGAAGUUCUUGUCGGCUAUGAGGGAGAAAAGCUUCCGGGUGAGAUAUACGACGCUGACGAGCAAUGCCUGCAAUACUCAGACUACUUUAGCGGUGCAUGCACGGACACAGCCUUACCCAUUUAUGGAGUUCAAGAUCGAUGUCCCAAAAUGUUCUGUAGGUUCCCAAACGGUCUUUGUUCGCGUACUGGAGUAGCAACAGCAGACGGAACAACAUGCGGAGAACAUAAAUGGUGCAUUGAGGGCACCUGUGUGGACAGACCCAACACACCUAUCAAUGGGGGCUGGUCCCCAUGGGACGCUACCUGGGGCCCCUGCUCAAGAACAUGCGGCGGCGGUGUGGAGCUGAGAUAUCGCUAUUGCAACAAUCCUGAGCCACAUAACGGAGGAGAACCCUGUCAAGGCGAAUCCACUGUAGCCAAUCUGUGCAACGUACAGGAAUGUAAAACGACACAAAGGGAAUUCCGUGACGAGCAAUGUAUGUCAUCUGGUCUUGAGCAGUACGACAAUCAUGAUCUUACCUGGACAUCCACCACUCAGAAUCUAUCAGGAGACCAGUUGUGUGAACUGUGGUGCCAGGCCGACAUAGAGUCGGAGACCGGGGAAACACUACGCGUCUUGGACCAGCGUGACGGCGCCUACACCGACGGUACGCGCUGCUCACUGGAGUAUGGCGAGAUGCGCGUAUGCGUGCAGGGGACAUGCCGGGAGUUCGGUUGCGAUGGCUACCAGUACUCCGGAGUGGACUUUGACAAUUGCCGGGUAUGCGGCGGAAACGGAUCCACUUGUCGCCGGGUAGACGGUUCUAUACAACUCAACUUAUCCGAACAACAAUUUAUCACUUUUCUGACCGUGCAACAGAAUGUGACGUCACUCAGCGUGAUCAAUACAAACACCACCACGUUUAUGGACGUGAUGAUCAACGGCCAGCUCGCAAUUGGUGGCAGCAGUCAGACCCGGUCACCGAGGUGGGAAUACCGCGUUGGGAACACUACCGUUCAUUAUCACGUAGCAUCUGGACAAGAGAUAAUUACGAUAGCUGGGCCCACGUUAGACGACAUAGAAAUCCAGGCCUUUGCUGACACAUCCGGGAGGAUAGCUUCCGGUGAUAUUCGCUAUGUAUACUAUGUCAGUGAGUCCAUACUAGUCCCGACACCCACCCCGACUCCAGUGACUCAUAUCUGGGCCAAGUCCGGCGGAGAAUGCAGUGUUACCUGUGGUGUCGGUACCCGUAUGGAAGUUGUUCGAUGCGUCGACGUCAUCAGCGUCCAGUUCGUUGAUGACAUAUAUUGUGACGCUGCUAGCCGACAUGUCCCCAUUGUCGAGUCUUGCCAGGAAGACAAUUGUCCGCCAAGGUGGUUUUUGGCGGAUCUGAACACUACUUGCAGCGCCACCUGCGGUGAAGGCGUGCGAACUCGAGUGGUGGUUUGUCUGUUGUUCGCAGUCGACGGGGUUCGAGUGGUGGACGAUUCUUUCUGCGACGAUUCGGAAAAACCGAGUGCUGUCGAACCUUGUACGGACUUGCCCCGUUGCCCUGGGACAUGGGUGCUCAGCUCGUGGUCUGAAUGUAAACCUUGCGCCAAUCGGACGCGGCUGGCGCUAUGCCGAACCGGCUCCGAUUUCCUGACCGUCCUGGACGACGAUGAGUGCCCCCAGCCGAAGCCUCAUACGUCGGAGCCCUGUGCAUGCGUGACAUCGACAGUGAAGCCGGGCGAAGCGUCAUCUCAUUCAACGGAAGACGAUGUCACAAUGGCGACGACACAACCCGGGGGCGUCAGUGAGCCGCCAGUCGUUCGUUCAGACGACAAUUUCCUGACACAUGACCAGGGUACUAUCGAGAGAAUAGGGUCAACAGAUGGCGCUCUUUCAAGUAUAGUUAUCGUUGCACCGCUUGGUCACGUGGUAUUGGUCAAUUUUAAACUCGUCUAUGUAGAUUGCUCAUCAGGUGAUUCAUUCCGUGUUAAAGAUGAAGAAAAUGUGUACAGUGCAUGCAGCUCAUUCACAAACUUCAACUGGACAUCGACAAGUAACAUACUGCAAUUCGAUCUCACAACAGUAGCAGACGACAGGGGCUACUCGUUAUCGUAUCGAUUUAUCCCAAUAUCGGUAUCAACAUCUGACUGUGACCAGGUGUUCCUGGAAGAGUCAGGAACCUUGACCAGUCCCAACUACCCUUCACGCUACCCGGCCGACCAGCGGUGCGUCUAUCACAUCGUGGCCCCUCCCAACGUCCGAAUCAAUCUCUACUUCGACGUGUUCAAUCUCCAUGUGGAGGACGCACUGCUGUGCUCGACAACCAGAGACCACAUUUUGAUCAAAGACCUAGAUCAACGGUUCUACAGCAGUAUAUACUGCGGUCAACAUGUUCCGUUCGGUUACUUCUCAUCCGGAAACCGGCUUCGAAUCAGCUUCUUUUCAGAUUCGGACUAUUCGUCGUUCGGAUUCUCGGCGACAUACGCUUUUGUUAAUUAAAAUUCCUGUUAUCAAUAUGAAAUUCUGUUAAAUGUGAAAUACACUUCCUAUUUAUUUUAUGUAUUAAAAAGACGGCUGGUGUUUCCAGAAACUUUGUCUAACGUGUGAUUUUCAUCUACUAAAAGUUCAUCGACUGAAGAAAUCGAUUGGAGUUAUUAAAAAAAUAGAACAUGAUAUAUAAUUAUAUAACUCCUUUAUCCAACAACUGAAAAA
Strongylocentrotus purpuratus (purple sea urchin) is the source of this 5072-nucleotide messenger RNA. Its product is annotated as A disintegrin and metalloproteinase with thrombospondin motifs 13. The transcript is spliced from 25 exons. Gene Ontology annotation, molecular function: metalloendopeptidase activity. Bases 897 to 4859 code for a protein of 1320 amino acids. Gene Ontology annotation, biological process: proteolysis; extracellular matrix organization. NCBI's taxonomy places the organism in Eukaryota, Metazoa, Echinodermata, Echinoidea, Camarodonta, Strongylocentrotidae. Gene Ontology annotation, cellular component: extracellular matrix. The record is from RefSeq and is a predicted model, not a curated record.